This is a messenger RNA of Gadus macrocephalus (Pacific cod), 1984 nucleotides long. Its product is annotated as E3 ubiquitin-protein ligase RNF34-like. Gene Ontology annotation, molecular function: ubiquitin protein ligase activity. The record is from RefSeq and is a predicted model, not a curated record. NCBI's taxonomy places the organism in Eukaryota, Metazoa, Chordata, Actinopteri, Gadiformes, Gadidae. The coding region runs from base 133 to 1122 and encodes 329 amino acids. Gene Ontology annotation, cellular component: plasma membrane; cytoplasm. Gene Ontology annotation, biological process: protein K48-linked ubiquitination; negative regulation of extrinsic apoptotic signaling pathway via death domain receptors; proteasome-mediated ubiquitin-dependent protein catabolic process. The transcript is spliced from 5 exons.
CACAAGCAUGUCUGUGGGGAUUGCAAGAAGAACUUCUGUGGCCGCUGCUCAGUGGAGGCCGAGGCCCGCCAGCCCCGUCUCUGCUGGACCUGUCGGCGGUUUCACGGCACCCUCUUCAACCGCACACAGCUGAUGAGGCUCAAGGUGCGGGAGCUCCGGGACUACCUCCACCUGCACGAGGUGCGGACGGACAGAUGCCGUGAGAAGGAGGAGCUGGUUGAGCUGGUCCUGGACCAGCAGGCCCUGGGCGGCAGCGGCGGCACUGCCGCCGCCAGCAGCGGUUGUAGCGCAGCGCCCAACGGCGCUACAAACGGAGCCGCACCCCAGACCCAGCACACGGCUCCUUCGUCCUCAGACGACAACGACGAAGAGGAUGACGAUGACGACGAUGAGGACGACGACGGCGGCGACGACGAUGAGGACGAUGAGGACGACGACGACGGCGGCGACGACGCCGAUGGCGGCGGCGGCGCCGACGACGACGACGAAGAGGAGGAUGAUGAGGAGGGUGAAGAGGAGGAUGAGGGGGAUGAGAAUGCUGAUGAAGGGGAGGCAGAUGGUGGUGAUGAAAGUGAAAGGGUGGCUGAAGAAGAUGCCGGUGAUAACAAUGUAAGGGAGGCUCAGGUGGAGGAGAACAACGAGAGAGAAGUGGCAGAGGAGGAGGAGGAGGAGGAAGACGACGAUGAGGAAGAGGAGGCAGGGGAGGACGAAGAGGAAGUUGAAGAGAACAUUGAGACGUGGGACCCUGAAGUGGCCGUGCCCGCGGAGGCCCGGACCGCCUCCCUCUCUGACCUGAGCUGUGUGGAAGACAUCGAGGGUCUCGGCGUCCGUCAGCUCAAGGAAAUCCUGUCGCGCAACUUUGUCAACUUCAUGGGCUGCUGUGAGAAGUGGGAGCUGAUGGAGCGCGUCACCCGCCUCUACAACGAAGUCCGCAAUGAAGAGUCAGCCGCAGCCACCAAGCCGGACGAGGAACUGUGCCGGAUCUGCAUGGACUACCCCGUGGACUGUGUGCUGCUGGAGUGCGGACACAUGGUCACCUGCAGCAGGUGUGGCAAGCGCAUGAGCGAGUGUCCCAUCUGCAGGCAGUACAUCGUCAGGGUGGUCCACGUCUUCAGGUCCUGAAGACAGAGAACACAACAGAACCACUUCCUCAGACACCACAGUAGAUGGUGUCCAAUAACUCAGAGAUGUUAUUUAUGUUGUUUUUUUUGUUUACUCAUUAGUUUGUUCAUUAAUAGGCAGAUACAAUUGAUCUUUUAUUACAAUUUUGUAUUUAUUUAUUUAUUUUCUAUCGUAUAAUAACUAAUCUUAAAUGUAAUUUACCAAUAUGUUGUUUCCUUAAUCUUGGAUGGUAUGUCCUUGUAUGUUACCUAUGUUUUUUUAGAUUAAUGAUAGAAUAAGCAAUCCACAGUACUAGUAAGAAUGUUUAUAAUGUAGACACUUUACCAGGUAUUAUUGUAUUUGUGUAUAUUUGUAUCUGUAAACAUCAACAUAUCAAACAAAUGGUGCAGGCACAGUUAUAAUGUCCAGAACACUGGAACGUUAUGUAUGUUAUAACCCUGAUAUUUCGUAAGUUUUCUUUUCUUUUUUUUUCUUUUUUUACAGAAUCCUCUUAUUUUUUUUCAUGGAUUCAGGAUUCCCCAAAUAACGGGAAGGAGGGCACUGCAGCUCAUAAUAAAAAAAUUAAAAAAAGUUAAAUUCUGGCGCAAAUUGAACCCAUGGUCUUUUUCGGCUUGAAAACACAUGAAAUAAGCCCUCCAGACACUUUUUUCCUUUGAUUAACAAGUACAGAGCUUUCCCGGACCAAUGAAAGAAAGUGUCUGUAGGGCUUAUUUCAUGUGUUUUCAUGCCGAAAAAUACCCUUGGUUCAAUUUUCGCCGGAAUUACACUUUAAGUAAUCUUUUGCACAUUUAUGAACAAAUAAAACGUGUACUUUACUAUACAAUGACUAGCAAACUAAUAAACUUACUAGCCAACUCACUAA